AUGGUGGACGAAGAGCCUCAAACGAGAUCCCAAAAGAUGGGUCUCCUUGGAGCGAUUUCUUAUAUUAUCGGAAACAUUGUCGGAUCCGGUAUCUUCAUCACUCCAACCUCCAUUCUAGAACAAGUCAAUUCAGUUGGCUUGUGUCUCUUGAUUUGGAUUCUCGCGGCUUUCAUCUCAAUUCUCGGCUCUUUUUGUUAUGUCGAACUUGGGACAUCGAUUCGUAUCUCGGGCGCAGAUUUUGCCUAUAUUUGCUAUGUGAAAUGGUAUCCGAUUGCAUUCGCUUUUAUGUGCGUCGGUUGUAUAAUCACGUAUCCGGCCACACUUGCUGUUCAAGCAAUGACUUUCUCUGAAUAUAUCUUUAAAGGAAUCGAGAUCUCCCUUCCGAAAAACGAGGAAUACUGGGCAAAGAUGUUGCUCGGUUUCGCUUUGAUUUGGAUUCUAAUGUUCAUGAAUUUCUUUUCGCUGAAGACUUUCGUCUCUCGUUUCCAAAUCGCUGCCUCUGUAGCAAAAGUGGCAGCAACAGGGAUUGUGAUUGUUACCGGAUUUGUAUAUUUAUUUCAAGGAAAGACAAAAAACUUUUCCGAGCCUUUCAAUGGAAGUACUUGGGAAGCGAACGCGAUCGUUACAGCUCUAUUUGCUGGUCUUUUCUCGUAUGAUGGUUGGGAUAUCCUCAAUUUUGGAGCUGAAGAGAUCGAGAAGCCGAAGAGAACAAUGCCACUAGCUAUUAUUAUUGGAAUGUGCUCAAUUGCGCUUAUCUAUCUUGCUGUUAAUAUCUCCUAUUUCACGAUUCUUGAUGUACAAGAUUUUCUGGAUAGUCCAGCUGUGGCACAGAGUUUUGCUGAGAAAACCCUGGGAAACUUCAAGUACACAAUCCCGUUUUUUGUGGCGAUUCUGUUGGUCGGAUCGUUGAACAGCACAAUGUUUUCAGCUUCCAGAUAUCUGCAAGCGGCUUCUCGUCAAGGCCAUCUCCCAUCAUUCAUUUCUGCAAUCAAUCCCGAAUCCGAUUCUCCGAGAACAGCUCUUUUUGUCCAUGUUUUACUAGCAAUGGCCAUUUCGUUCACAGGAAAUGUUGAUAGUUUGAUCAAUUAUGUUGCUUUGGCUCAAUGGUCACAACGAGCGUUUACAAUGGUGGCGUUGAUGUUCUUGAGGUUUAGAGGUCUUCCCGUUCAUCCAGAUCGUAUCCGCAAUUUCAUCCUCAUGCCAAUGGUGUUCGGCUUUGUUUGUUGGAGUCUCGUCAUCGUCACCGUUGUUCAAGCAUUCACACAAAAGGAUAAUUCGGACGGACGAACCGGUGUUUAUAUCAUUUUUGGAAUUCUCGCGCUUGGGUUAAUGGUUUUCUCGAUGUUCGUCUUUGAGAAAUCAUUGCCUUCAAAAGAGUGGUGGAAGAGUGGAUCGACGAAAGUUAAUGAAUCUUCUACCAAAUUCGCUCAAUUGCUCUUUAACGUAAUGCCGGAUUUGGCACAACCGGGAGAGGAUCAAAUGCAUUUAGAUGAGGUGAAAAAUGGAGACGAUGAAGGAAAUGGAGAAGAUGAGAUUAUAAAAGAGAAACAGAGGAAUGGAUCGAAUUUGAAUAAGGUUUACCCAUUGCUUGAUGGUGUUGAUUUGCAGCAACGGAAAACGACUACAUUAAGCGAUUUUGGACUCACCAAAUUC
Mesorhabditis belari is the source of this 1653-nucleotide messenger RNA. The record is from the annotation of a GenBank genome assembly. NCBI's taxonomy places the organism in Eukaryota, Metazoa, Nematoda, Chromadorea, Rhabditida, Rhabditidae.